AACUGAAACUAACCACCCCUCCAUUACAUAAUCAUCAUAAUAAUAAUAACAUGUCUUUGCGCCAUAUUCACACUUGCUGUUGGUGUUGGAUUUAGAGAGAGAGAGAGAGAGAGAGAGCGAGGAAACACGGGCAAAGUAGUGAAGAUAAAGUGAAUUUAGAACUCUUGGAAAAAGGCAGAUAAUUUAUUACAAACCGAUUCAUUUCCGAUUCAAGUAUGGAGGAGAACUCAAGAUCUUUUAGUGAUCUUCUCGCCAAAUCGAACCAAAUGAAACCUAUCAGACCAGAUAAUGAGCUUGUCGAACUUCUAUGGCAUAACGGACAAAUUGUUUUGCAUAAUCAAACUCAUCGGAAAUCGCCGCCGCCGUGCAUCGAUUUCAGGCAAUCUCAAAAUCCCAAAUCGGUACUAAAAUCGGAGAUAACGAAUGUAAAUGCGAACAACUUAGCGCAAGAAGAUGAAACAAUGUCAUGGUUCCAAUACCCGAUCGAUGAUCCGUUAGAAAGAGAUUUCUACACCGAGUUCUUCGAAUUGCCAAACGGCGGUUUCAACGAUAAUUCGUUAGGUAAAGAAAAAUGUGCAGAAACAGAGAAUGAAUCAAAUGCAGUUAAUUUAGGAAGCGGAGUUCAAGUAGGAGGAGGAGGAGAGUGCUCUUCGAUUAUGACAAUAGGCUCGAGUAUUUGUGGGAGCAACCAAGUUCCAACGCAAGUCGAGGGAAGCAAUUUGCAUCAUCUUAAUACGGCUAAGUUACCUAUUGAGGGGAAUAAUUAUAAUUCAAGCACACAUGAAGCUACUGCUACUUCAUCUUCAGGAGGAUCCGGUUGUAGUAUCGGAAUAACUCAACAACAAAGCAUAAGCAAUCAGGGAACGAAAAGAAAGGAAAGAAGUACCGAGGAAUCGGAAAGCCAGAGUGAGGAGGCCGAGCAAGAGUCUAUCGAAGCGAAUGAGCCAACGAAGCAGUCUGCGUCUCGUAGAAGCCGCGCGGCAGAAGUUCAUAACCUCUCAGAGAGGAGGAGAAGGGACCGAAUUAACAAGAAAAUGAAGGCACUGCAGGAGCUCAUACCUAAUUGUAACAAGACCGACAAAGCAUCAAUGUUAGAUGAGGCUAUUGGAUACUUGAAAUCUCUUCAACUUCAGGUUCAGAUGAUGUGGAUGGGUAGCGGAAUGGCGCAAAUGAUGUUCCCCGGUGUCCAUCAAUUCAUGUCGCACGCCACCAUGGGUAUGAACCCUGCUUCCAUGCCUUCAAUGCAUUACCCAGUUCAGAUGCCAACUGUACCGUUUUGUAGUUCCGAAAGUUUUCCGAAUCAAAUGCAAAAUAUUAACUUCCCAGGUCUCAAUAGCAUGCAGGUACUACCAUCCCAGGUGACAAAUUUUUGUGUUAAUGGAGCUUGCUCGUUGCAGUCGAAUCAGAUAUCGGUGCUACCUAGUUAUAACCUCUCACAUGCUAUUGGAGAAUUUCCUACUGAAAAUGUUCGAGAUGAUAAAUCUAGUGAGAGGAAAAACUAAUGGUUUUAUAUGAUGUUUUUUGCUGAUUUUUUUUUUUUAAAAGUAAAGUGUAAGCCUGUAUUUAUGUAAGUAGAACGAAUUGUCGGAAUAAAUGAGCAUUAUUAUCUA
Molecule: messenger RNA, 1610 nt
Organism: Ananas comosus (pineapple)
Lineage: Eukaryota; Viridiplantae; Streptophyta; Magnoliopsida; Poales; Bromeliaceae
Product: transcription factor PIF5-like
Exons: 8
Coding region: 216-1502 (428 amino acids)
Biological process (GO): regulation of DNA-templated transcription
Molecular function (GO): DNA-binding transcription factor activity; protein dimerization activity
Source: RefSeq, a predicted model, not a curated record